Molecule: messenger RNA, 1223 nt
Organism: Anarrhichthys ocellatus (wolf-eel)
Lineage: Eukaryota; Metazoa; Chordata; Actinopteri; Perciformes; Anarhichadidae
Gene: ccn6
Product: cellular communication network factor 6
Exons: 5
Coding region: 4-1041 (345 amino acids)
Biological process (GO): cell adhesion; signal transduction; positive regulation of cell differentiation
Cellular component (GO): extracellular matrix; extracellular region
Molecular function (GO): heparin binding; integrin binding
Source: RefSeq, a predicted model, not a curated record
GAGAUGCUAUCGCUUCCCUGCCGUUACCUCCUGCUCAUCCUUGCUCAACAGUGCUUCAGCUGGGCUCAGAACAAUGGGCAGCUGACUCCUCGAGACGGGCGGGCCGCGGCCGAGAGGCGGCAGUUCUGCCAGUGGCCCUGCAAGUGUCGGCAGAGACCCCACUGCGCCCCGGGGGUGAGCUCCGUCCUGGACGGGUGCGGCUGCUGCAAGAGCUGCGCGAGGCAGAUCGGAGAGCCGUGCAACGAGAGGGACGUCUGCGACCCGCACAAGAACAUGUACUGUGACUUCUCAGCUGACCGGCCCAGAUACGAGGUCGGAGUGUGUGCAUACCUGAUGGCAGUAGGCUGCGACCUGAAUGGGGCCCACUAUGAGAACGGAGAAGGAUUCCAGCCCAGCCCCCUCUAUAAGUGCACUUGUAUUGCUGGAGCCAUCGGCUGCACCCCCGCUUUCAUCCAGAAGCCUGCUGCUCUCCUGGGCCCCGCGCCGCUGAUGGGCAGCAUGCCAGCCGGCCUUCGCAGUGGCCAGAGCCCGAAGAAGCACCAGCAGGACACGACCUACAUGUCAGCUUACAGGGAUCCUCCUUUAGCCUGGAAGAAGAACUGUCUGAUCCAGACCACGCCCUGGAGCCCCUGCUCCAAAACCUGCGGCCUGGGCAUCUCGGUGCGCGUCGACAACGACAACGGCAAGUGCGAGAUGAGGAAGGACCAACGCCUGUGUCUGCUGCGGCCGUGUGAGAAGAGCGUGAUGAGGAGUGUUAAGAUGCCAAAGGGAAAGACGUGCCGGCCUAAGUUCCAAGCGAAGAAAGCGGAGAAGCUGACGCUCUCGGGCUGCACCAGCACCAAGAAGUUCAAGCCCACGUACUGUGGCGUCUGUACGGACAAGCACUGCUGUGUCCCCAACAAGUCGAGCAUGAUCAAAGUCAACUUCACGUGCAAGGCGGGCUCCAACACACAGUGGAAGAUGCAGUGGAUCACGUCCUGCGUGUGCCAGAGGAAGUGCACCGAUCCAGACGACAUGUUCUCUGACCUGCGGUUACUCUGACGGAUCCAACCGAGACACAGGCGCUGGGACGUGAUCCCUGCUGUGGCGGACUAAGGACAGAAACAUAUGCAUACUCUGGUCAUUAAGUUAGAAAAAACAACCUCUUUUCGUAAGGAACGAGUGGCUGGGAUCAUUGAAUAGAUGAAGACUUCUACUUAUGAUAAAAGCUUUUAUGAGCCCUA